AUGUCCACGAAACCUGAGCUCAUUGAACUGAGGGAACUGGAACCCGCGCGGCGCGCGGGCCCCGGCCGCACCCGGCUGGAGCGUGCCAACGCGCUGCGCAUCGCGCCGGGCACCGCGCGUAAUCCGGCACGGCAGCUGGUCGCGGGCCGCGGCCACCACUUCCAGCCCGCGGGGCCUGCCACACACACGUGGUGCGACCUCUGCGGCGACUUCAUCUUGGGCGUCGUGCGCAAGGGCCUGCAGUGCGCGCAUUGCAAGUUCACCUGCCACUACCGUUGCCGCGCGCUCAUCAGCCUGGACUGCUGCGGGCCCCGGGACCUGGGCUGGGAACCUGCGCUGGAGCGGGACACCAACGUGCCCAUCUUUCAGGACGAGCCUGUGGAGUGGGAGACACCUGACCUUUCUCAGGCUGAGACUGAGCAGAAGAUCAAGGAGUACAAUAGCCAGAUCAACAGCAACCUCUUCAUGAGCCUGAACAAGGAUGGCUCCUACACAGGCUUCAUCAAGGUUCAACUGAAGCUGGUGCGCCCUGUCUCGGUGCCCUCCAGCAAGAAGCCACCCUCCUUGCAGGCUGCCCAGCGGGGCCCAGGACGGGGCACAGCUGUGAGGCGCCGCACCUCCUUCUACUUGCCCAAAGAUGCCGUCAAGCACCUGCAUGUGUUGUCACGCACACGGGCACGCGAGGUCAUUGAGGCCCUACUGCGCAAGUUCUUAGUGGUGGAUGACCCCCGCAAGUUUGCACUCUUUGAGCGGGCUGAACGCCAUGGCCAAGUGUACCUCCGGAAGCUAUCAGAUGAUGAGCAACCCCUGCGGCUGCGGCUCCUUGCAGGACCCAGCGAGAAGGCCCUAAGCUUUGUCCUCAAAGAGAAUGAUUCUGGGGAGGUAAAUUGGGAUGCCUUUAGCAUGCCUGAGCUACACAACUUCUUGCGCAUCCUGCAGCGGGAGGAAGAGGAACACCUCCGCCAAAUCCUACAAAAGUACUCCUAUUGCCGUCAGAAGAUCCAGGAGGCCCUGCACGCCUGCCCCCUGGGGUGACCUCUUGUACCCCUGGGUGAAAGGAGGAGAGUAGGCAGCGCCGAGGGCGUGCCGUGUGAGUGUGACAGGGCCCGUGUGGCCUGAAGAAUGAGUGUGCAUGGAGGCCCUCUCUUACUGGGGGAAUGAGCCCAGAGAACAGCAAAGGAGCUGGCCCCCUGUGUCCACCCACAGGUAUAGCAGAACAUGGCUCUGCAUUCUUCUGCCUUUUGUGUAGUGGGCCAUGGUGGGCCAGGGUUGCCCUGGGAAGCUGCUCCAGGCUUGCAGCAGGGAUAGAGCAGACAGAAGUCUCCUUAAUUCGUGUCUCAGAUACUAGAAUCUUGGAGACCCUACAAACAGAAUAGGUCAUGUUUUCAGGGAUGAGGGCCUUCAUCUAUGGGGAAAAGUCGUAUGUUUUGGAUGGGGUGUCAGGACAGCCCUAUUGGAGCCAAGGGCAGGUGUUCGAGGUAAGACAGGCAUCGAGAAAGAGCCUAAGU
Molecule: messenger RNA, 1508 nt
Organism: Puma concolor (puma)
Lineage: Eukaryota; Metazoa; Chordata; Mammalia; Carnivora; Felidae
Source: RefSeq, a predicted model, not a curated record